UCGGAGAACAGGAUGCAGGUCCACGUCGGGCUGACGUUGCUGCUCUGCGCGGUGCUCCUGAGCUCGGCGACCGCGUCCUCCGAUGACGAAAGUAACCAGGACGAAUCCAUAGAUUCCAAGAGUUCUUUGCCAGCCGAUGAGUCGGUGAAGGACCACUCCACCACAGGCAGAGUGGUUGCUGGCCAGAUAUUUGUUGAUUCUGAGGACCCAGAGGUGGAGUCCCCUCUUCAGGAAGAGGAAGAGAGCUCCAAGACUGAGGAGGAAGUCAGUGUCGGUGAAGAAAUCAGCUUUGUAGAAUCUCCAAGUCUAAGCAGCAAGAGCUAUGAAGAAGCAAAGAGAGCCCGGAAACCAGUUUUGACCGCCAUUGAGGGUACGGCGCACGGAGAGCCCUGCCACUUCCCUUUCCUUUUCCUGGAUAAGGAGUAUGACGAGUGCACGUCAGACGGGAGGCAAGACGGCAGGCUGUGGUGUGCCACAACCUAUGACUACAAGACAGAUGAGAAGUGGGGCUUCUGCGAAACUGAAGAAGAUGCUGCAAAAAGACGGCAGAUGCAGGAAGCAGAAAUGAUUUACCAGGCUGGGAUGAAGAUACUGAAUGGGAGCAACAGAAAGAGCCAAAAGAGAGAAGCAUAUCGGUAUCUUCAAAAGGCAGCAGGCAUGAAUCACACCAAAGCCCUGGAGAGAGUAUCCUACGCUCUCUUAUUUGGUGAUUACCUCACACAGAAUAUCCAUGCGGCUAAAGAGAUGUUUGAGAAACUGACCGAGGAAGGUUCUCCCAAAGGACAAACUGCUCUUGGCUUUCUCUACGCCUCUGGACUCGGUGUUAAUUCAAGUCAGGCAAAGGCUCUUGUAUAUUAUACUUUUGGAGCCCUUGGAGGCAAUCUGAUAGCCCAUAUGGUUUUGGGUUACCGGUACUGGGCUGGCAUCGGAGUCCUCCAGAGUUGUGAGUCGGCACUGACCCAUUAUCGUCUUGUUGCCAACCAUGUUGCUAGCGAUAUCUCCCUGACCGGAGGCUCAGUAGUCCAGAGAAUACGGCUGCCUGAUGAAGUGGAAAACCCAGGGAUGAACAGUGGGAUGCUGGAAGAGGAUUUGAUUCAGUAUUACCAGUUCCUGGCUGAGAAGGGUGACGUACAAGCACAGGUUGGUCUGGGACAACUGCAUCUGCAUGGAGGGCGUGGAGUAGAACAGAAUCACCAGAGAGCAUUUGACUACUUCAACUUAGCAGCAAAUGCUGGCAAUUCACAUGCGAUGGCCUUCCUGGGAAAGAUGUAUUCUGAAGGAAGCGACAUCGUCCCUCAGAGUAAUGAGACAGCACUUCACUACUUCAAGAAAGCCGCGGACAUGGGCAACCCCGUGGGACAGAGCGGGCUUGGAAUGGCCUACCUCUAUGGAAGAGGAGUUCAAGUUAAUUAUGACCUGGCACUCAAGUAUUUCCAGAAAGCUGCUGAGCAAGGCUGGGUGGAUGGGCAGCUGCAGCUUGGCUCUAUGUACUACAAUGGCAUUGGAGUCAAGAGAGAUUAUAAGCAGGCCUUGAAGUAUUUUAAUUUAGCUUCUCAAGGAGGCCAUAUCCUGGCUUUCUAUAACCUGGCACAGAUGCACGCCAGCGGCACAGGGGUGAUGAGGUCCUGUCACACUGCGGUGGAGUUGUUUAAGAACGUGUGUGAGCGAGGCCGCUGGUCGGAGAGGCUCAUGACUGCCUACAACAGCUAUAAAGACGGGGACUACAAUGCUGCAGUGGUCCAGUACCUCCUGCUGGCCGAACAGGGCUACGAAGUGGCACAGAGCAACGCAGCCUUCAUCCUUGACCAGAGAGAAGCAACCAUUGUAGGUGAGAAUGAGACUUACCCCAGAGCUUUGCUGCAUUGGAACAGGGCCGCCUCUCAAGGUUAUACCGUGGCUAGAAUUAAACUUGGAGACUACCAUUUCUAUGGGUUUGGCACUGAUGUGGAUUACGAGACUGCUUUUAUUCAUUACCGAUUGGCUUCGGAGCAACAACACAGUGCCCAAGCUAUGUUUAACCUGGGCUACAUGCAUGAGAAGGGCCUAGGCAUUAAACAGGAUAUUCACCUUGCAAAACGCUUUUAUGACAUGGCAGCCGAGGCUAGCCCAGAUGCACAAGUUCCUGUCUUCCUUGCACUCUGCAAAUUGGGUGUCGUCUAUUUCUUACAGUACAUACGGGAAGCAAAUAUCCGAGACAUAUUCACCCAACUGGAUAUGGACCAGCUUCUGGGACCCGAGUGGGACCUUUACCUCAUGACCAUCAUCGCGCUCCUGUUGGGUACGGUCAUAGCUUACAGACAGAGACAGCACCAGGAUGUGCCGGUACCCAGGCCCCCAGGGCCACGGCCAGCUCCUCCCCAGCAGGAAGGACCACCAGAGCAGCAGCCACCACAGUAGCAGCCACACACCCGCCUGGGUCCGUGACCUCUAGGGAGCUGCUU
Molecule: messenger RNA, 2441 nt
Organism: Mesocricetus auratus (golden hamster)
Lineage: Eukaryota; Metazoa; Chordata; Mammalia; Rodentia; Cricetidae
Gene: Sel1l
Product: SEL1L adaptor subunit of ERAD E3 ubiquitin ligase
Biological process (GO): ERAD pathway
Cellular component (GO): endoplasmic reticulum membrane
Molecular function (GO): protein binding
Source: RefSeq, marked provisional